GCGUGUGGAGUGCAAGUUACGUUUGAUACUCGGACAGGGCCUGCUCCUUGCCUACUUCUUUUUCUCAGGCCCCUUCUCUCACUUUAGGGCCACGCUAAUAGGCUCGUGUCGUGAGAGCGCGAGUGGGGCCUCUUGCGAAAGAAUUUCGGUUAUAUGCGUUAAGAGCUACUGAUCAGCAGUAUAAAAAGACUAGGAACGCUUCGACACGGCAUCAGUCUCAUUCCAGACAAACUAGUAGACAUGGCAUUCAAGUUCGUGAUCCUCUUGGCUCUCCUGGCGGCCGUAGCCAACGCCGGGCACCUGCCUCUGGCCUACCACAGCCACGCAGCAGCCCCACUGGCUUACAGCAGCCACGCUGCCCCUCUGGCUCUGCACGCGGCUCCUCUGGCCGUCCACCAUGCUGAAGUGGACCACUACGACCCACACCCCCAGUACAACUUCGCCUACAACGUGCACGACUCGCACACCGGAGACGUCAAGAGCCAGCACGAGCACCGUGACGGUGACGUCGUCAAGGGCAGCUACUCGCUCGUCGACCCCGACGGCACCAAGCGCACCGUCAAGUACACUGCCGACCCCCACAACGGAUUCAACGCCGUCGUCGAGAAGGAGCCACUCCACCACCACGUCGCUGUCGCCCAUGCCGCCCCUGCCGUAGCAUACCACGCUGCUGCCCCAGCUGUGCACUCCUACCAUGCGGCCCCUGUUGCCCACUACGCUCAGGCUCACCACCACGCUCCUCUGGCCUACGCCGCCCACGCUGACUACUCUUACCAUCACUAACAGUUGAUUUAGUGCGUUCUGAUUAGGAUUCAUGAGUCCUGCGCGAAUGGCGGCUAAAAGGCCGUCAAUUGUAAAUAUUGAAGAUGUAUUGUGUUCAUAGCUGGGAUUCUUUGUUAUGAGAUUUUCCACUCACCUGUAUUAUAGCAAUAAAAGCACUCCAAUCUACCUCAAA
Nasonia vitripennis (jewel wasp) is the source of this 955-nucleotide messenger RNA. RefSeq names its product cuticular protein RR-2 family member 3 (gene CPR3). The record is from RefSeq and is marked validated. NCBI's taxonomy places the organism in Eukaryota, Metazoa, Arthropoda, Insecta, Hymenoptera, Pteromalidae. The transcript is spliced from 2 exons. Gene Ontology annotation, cellular component: extracellular matrix. The coding region runs from base 241 to 783 and encodes 180 amino acids.